Molecule: messenger RNA, 987 nt
Organism: Fulvia fulva
Lineage: Eukaryota; Fungi; Ascomycota; Dothideomycetes; Mycosphaerellales; Mycosphaerellaceae
Product: AB hydrolase superfamily protein
Exons: 3
Coding region: 1-987 (328 amino acids)
Molecular function (GO): hydrolase activity
Source: RefSeq, a predicted model, not a curated record
AUGACCGCCAAUCCCCAACCUGCACUGGAGUGGGACAACUGGCAGGAUGUCCGUGGUGCUAUCGCGCUCCUCGCGGAGCAAGGCCUUGAGAUGCUUGGCCCUCCAGAAACAAGCAUACAUGAAUUGGUCAUUGAUAUCCCAGCGCGCGACGGGCACAAGAACUCCACAAACAUAUACAGGCCAACAAGUCUUCCUCCCUCCGGCAGCCCUCUCAUCGUGAUGUUCUUCGGUGGAGGCUGGAUUAGUGGAAGCAAAGACGCCAACACAGCUUUCGCCCAUGCUUACGUGCGAGCGUUUGGCGCUACUGUCGUCUCUCCAAGCUAUCGCAUGUCGCCCGAGCACAAGUUUCCAGUGCCCCCUCAAGAUGCCUGGGACACUGUCAAAUGGCUCGAUGAGCAUGCAGCCGAACUUGGUGCAGAUCUCAAGCAAGGCUUCAUCGUCAGUGGUGUCUCUGCUGGCGCUACAAACUCUGCUGUCGCGGCUACACAUGCCAUCGAGAACGAAUUGACGCACCCGAUCACUGGACAGUACCUUUGCGUUCCGUCCACUAUGGACGAGGAAAGUGUGCCUGAGAAGUUCAAGCCUUACUUCAAGGCUUACGAGCAGAACAAGAACGCGCCUAUCCUGCCGACCUCAGCUCUUGCCGCGUUGCAGGGACAUACCAGCUGGGACGCGGAAUCUCCUUGGCGACAUGUCAUUCGAUCUAAGGCGCCAUUGUCGAAGCAGUCCCCUGCGUACUUUCAAGUGGAUGGGAUGGAUCCACUUCGCGAUGAAGGCUUGAUUUGGGAAGAGAUGCUGAAGGAGGCCGGCGUCAAGACGAAGCUGGACUUCUACCCUGGGUGUCCUCAUGGUCAUCAUAUCUUCAUGCCGGGAAUCGAGGUUUCGAACAAGGCGACUGCGGAUCAGUUGAUUGGCGUUGGGUGGUUGCUUGGUAAAGACAUUACGGCGGAGCAAGGUCUGUCCGCCAUGAUGCCAAAUUCUGCGUGA